Molecule: messenger RNA, 2571 nt
Organism: Klebsormidium nitens
Lineage: Eukaryota; Viridiplantae; Streptophyta; Klebsormidiophyceae; Klebsormidiales; Klebsormidiaceae
Source: the annotation of a GenBank genome assembly
CGGAACUUUCUUGCCAGCAUUCUGCUUCGCCUCUGGCCGCAAUUGGCGCAGGCAGGGCUCGUGCUCCUAGCUCAGGACAUGGCACGAGCUACUUAGCUCAGUAAGGCUUUGUUCUUUACUCCCUUCCUUGGGGGCUGGGACUUGCGUGACAACCGCUGCCAAUGAUCCUUUUGUGGAGACUUGCUCAGCAGUCCUUUCAGAAUAGUUGCCCAAGUUAAAAGUUCCCUUAUAUCUGCACUUCUUGGGGCCUUCUGUAUACAUCGUGAUGAUCAGAAAGAUUUCUAAUGUGCCAUAGAGCUAAGGCGAUCUAGGAGAGAAAUUGUAUUGGAGCAGAAGGAUCCUAGGGGGGCCAAAGAUGGUGGUUCUCAAAAGCUUACAGUCCAAUGUAAGCAGCCAGCCUGGGAAGAGAAUCUUGGCAUUGCAUCCGCUGAAGGCAAUAUUGGUUUUGGGGUUGAUGACGUGCUGUGGAGCGGAGGGAGGCUCUCUCACAAACGUGUCAGUGACAAGUUUGGGACUGCCCCAGAGCUCUGGCGUAGGUUCGAUCAGCUCUACGAGCAACAGCUCCAUCUCAGCGGCCAAUUCUGCAUUGCUGACAUUCCGUCUAAGAUUUGGGGAUGGGCCUCCAGUGCCUGCCGCACAAGCCCAGCUUAUCUCUCAAGAUGGCACCCGUCAGUUCAACACAACCGCCAGCGAUGGCAGCUGCUCCUUUGUGAUCAACCCUUCUACAACGCACAGCCUUUUGCUGAGUGCUGUUGGCAGCGCCAAUUCUGCGGGCACAAUCCCCCUCAAUCGGCCCAUCGCGAUCUCGGCAUUCGACGCCAAGGCUUCCAACGGGGUACGAAACCUGGGCGACAUCACUAUCCCGUUCGUCAGCUUCUGCAAGGGCACGUACACGAUUCAAAGUGACGCAGGGGCAAUCAUUGCAGGCACCGACCCUCUGCACUCGCUCCAAGUCCCCGGCCAGACGUGCACCUGGGUGGUGGGGCCGUUCGGCGGCCAGGCGUCGGUCGAUCUGUACAUCCAGUGGUUCGACCUGAGCUCGGGCAACUCCCUCAACGUGUCGGGCUCCGAUCUGAACGGCAUGCCGCCCAAAACUGUGCUCCUUAUGGGCCCGGGCCUCCCCAACCCCCCCCCAAACUAUCUGGCGGUGACGAUCCCCGCACGCCAGGCGACCGUGGUGUUCAACACAGGCUCGGGCCCGGACGCACUCACAUACGGCUUUGUGAUGUACUACAGGGUCAGUUACGUCGACGACACGAGCCCGCUGCUGACUGUAUCGUUGGUCUGGGCGGGCGGGGGCUGCCUUAUCAUCAUCGUCGUGUUCGCUGGCAUCAUCAUCCUCAAGCGGAGGCGGAACAGUGCCGGUCAUUUGCCCGCCCUACCCCUUGAAGAAAGAGCAAAAGUGACGUCAUCCGCGGAGCCGGACCCGCUCGACCGUGACGUCAUGCUGGUCAAAUGGCUCGGAGAGGACCCGCGCAGGAUCUUGAUUCCGCAAACGGUCUGGCACUCGGCGUUCCCCCACUCGCCAGCCACGCCGCCAAAGUUGGGCACAACGUCGUCUGAAUCGGGCGCCUCUGCGAGCAGCAGUAUCGGGCCUCUAGAAACACCCCGGCCCCUCGGUCCCGAAGCCCCGGUACAAUUCCGGCGGCACCAGGACUCGGAAUCAGCGGAAUCCGCCCCGGUUCUGAUUCCGAGGCCGUCGGGCGCCGGUUCGGAAGCACAAAUGGAUUCUGAUUUGGCAGAGGGGCAGAAGGGGGCUGCUGGAAGCGGGGAAGCGGAAGAAUCGGGGGGGCCGCGCAACGGGGAGUCGACAGAAGGGCGUGACACGUCGUGCGCCAUUUGUUUGGUGGAUUACGAAGAGGGUGCGCUGCUGCGGCCGCUGCCGUGCGGGCAUGCUUUCCAUACAGCCUGCAUUGACACGUGGCUGAAGAAGGACCCCUCCUGCCCGUUAUGCAAGCGGCCGCUGUACAUCCGAAUCCCUGUGCCGCAGACCGUUGCAGAACGGGGCUUGGAACUGAGUCAACAGUCGGCGGAAAAUUUACCGGGCUCCUCAAGCGGAGGCCCAGAAGGGGCGGAGACGAGUGCACCACCCGAUUUGGAGGCGGGGAACACGCGGGAGAAUCAGGAAGAUGCCGGUUCCGCUCAUGAGGCGUAUGAGCGGGCCGAGACCGACCGACGGGCGGACCGUCAGCGAGCAACGCAUGCUCCCUGGCAUAUGCAUCAGUGGUUGGCGUGGGGCUGGUGAUUGAGCAUUUGCAGCUCAAGAACCCUGUUAUAGUUUCUUUGUUUGAUUGUAAAUCUGGUACAUACUGACACGCAUUGAAGGUGAUUAGAAAAGAAUGAUAUAUGAACGGUAUGGUUGUAGUUUAGAAGAUGUGAUGUCGGGAUCAGCCAGCCCAAAAUUAAGCUCAUUGUGAGAGAAGCGCUGGCAGUCGUGGGUGUACCUACACCUUGGUAAGUUGUACAGCAAUGACAGGCUUUGUUCAAUUGCGCUAAGGGGGUGCGCCUUCCUUGAAAAACACCUGUAUCUGAUAUCACGCCAUGCACAUCAGAGCUCGACUGAUAAGUACG